Molecule: messenger RNA, 1965 nt
Organism: Microbotryum saponariae
Lineage: Eukaryota; Fungi; Basidiomycota; Microbotryomycetes; Microbotryales; Microbotryaceae
Source: the annotation of a GenBank genome assembly
AUGCUUCCCAAAAGGGCGGGCGUUCUUUCCCUCCUCGCGUUGACGCUGCACUAUAGUGUGCUAUCGAUCAUGCUCCAUGUCUCACGGUCGAUGCCGGGCGCCCGAUACCACGCUUCUUCCGCCAUCGCCCUGACCGAGUUCUUCAAGAUCAUUGUCGCAUUAGCUCUGGUAGCCUGGUCCGGCGAACUUCGACCGACUGUAUCUGAACGACAAAGGUUGUAUUGGCAGCUGGACGAGCGACGUGCACUGGCAGAGGCGAGCGAGCCGGCGUGGCUUGGCGAGGAGAAGGGCCAAUCAGGUGGCGACGAAUCCGACAAAGACGACGACCAGAAACAUUACGACUGGUUGAGUAUGGCCGAAACCACUUGUGAGUUGUCCCCAAGUCCGGAGUUGGGACUUGCUGCCGGAGUAUUCAUCGUCGACUGUUGUUGAGGCCGAACGAUGCCUGGCCGCCACUCUCAUGUUGGCAAAAGCAGUUUGAGCUGAACAGCUUUUGGACGGUAUCCCAUAGCAUCCUCAUCUGGCGUUGGAAAGAGAGGGUCUCCAACAACUCUGCGCAUCGAUUCUUGCCUGGCUCAGCAGCUAGAUGCUACCGCGCCUAAGCUUGCACUGAUACCUGCAACUCCGGCGCCGGAGCCCUCGCCGACCAAAAUUCUCGACGCCGACGGCCUCUAUCCGACCCGACAGGCAUUCGAAUUGCGUGCAAGGGGCUCCCACAUGAGUGAUGUGCUGGAUGUGGAAUGGUGGAGGGCACUUCAAGAGACCGUCUGGAGCGAAGGCUGGUGGAAUCUGGCGUUUGUCGCCGCGCUCUAUAUGGUGCAAGGCAACUUGCAGUACGUUGCCUCGGGAAACCUCAGCGUCCCCUUGUUUCAACUCGCCUACCAACUCAAGGUGAGUUUGAGUUCUGAUGUCGUCGGCGUUCUGUGCGACGGAACAGCUGAAAAGCGCUUCAUUUCAUUCGCAGAUUCCAGCGACGGCAAUGUGUUCGGUGAUCCUCCUCAAACGCGUCUUGACGCAACAACAAUGGGCAUCGCUCUUCGUCUUGACCUUCGGCGUCGGCAUUGUUCAGAUCUAUAGCGUGUCGGCCUCAACGGCUGCUUCAACCCAAGCCACACCACUCGCUCCAGCCCAUGAAUCGGGGCGACCGAAUCAGUUUAUCGGCCUGCUCGCCGUGAUGGCAGCCUGCAUCUCUUCUGGAUUUGCAUCGUGUUUCUUCGAGCAGAUUCUCAAAACACCGAGCACGCCACAUUCGUCGCCAAACCCCAACACCACACCGACGACUUUCAUCAGGCCCAGCAUUUGGGUUCGCAACAUCCAGCUCUCGUUCUUCGGCCUUGUCGCUGGUGUUCCCGUCUUGAUGUGGGAGCUGUCGAACUGUGCCGGAGAUGCGAACGGCGCUGUGGCUGCGAGUGGGUGGUGGAGAGCUUCUGCCUGGCAGCCGAUCGCAGCAGCCAGCACGUUCUUCGAUGGUUUCAACGCCAUUACUUGGAUGGUUGUGUUUCUUCAGGUUACCGGAGGCUUGCUCGGCGGUGAGUACAACCUUCUGGGAAAAGCUUUGUUUGGCUUGUUCUGGGUAAUUGAAUGUGCUGAUUAUGGGUGACGACGGAUGCGGACAGCUUUGGUGAUGAAGCACGCCGAUAAUCUCCUCAAAUGCUUCUCUACGAGCAUGUCAAUUUUGCUCUCGGUGGUCGCCUCUGUCUUUUUGUUCAACUUCCAGGUGAGGGAAAUGCAACAAAACUCGCGAUGCGAAUGCCGCGCCAAACUGACUCGCGUGUCUUACAGGUGAAUCUUGGGAUCGUCUUCGGCUCUGCGAUGGUUCUUGCGGCCACAUAUGUGUACACGACACCUACCACUCGUGAGGCAUGGCGGUGGCGACCGGCCAACGCUUCACCGCGUCGGCAUCAGAAUACUGCGCCUUCCAUAAUCGUCAACGAUCCGGGAUCACGGGCAAGCUCACAUAAUUAA